AGCCGCUCCGAACGGGGCCGGAGCCGGGGCAGAGCCGCCCCGCGGGGAGUUCAACCUCUCCGGGCUGGCCGAGGGCGAGGGGAAGCCCCUCUUUGGGAUCGGCAUCGAGAACUUCAUCACCUUGGUGGUCUUCGGCUUGAUCUUCGCCCUGGGGGUGCUGGGCAACUCGCUGGUGAUCACGGUGCUGGCGAGGAGCAAGCCGGGCAAGCGCCGCAGCACCACCAACAUCUUCAUCCUCAACCUCAGCAUCGCCGACCUGGCCUACCUGCUCUUCUGCAUCCCCUUCCAGUCCACAGUCUACGUGCUCCCCACCUGGGUGCUGGGCGCCUUCAUCUGCAAGUUCAUCCACUACUUCUUCACGGUCUCCAUGCUGGUGAGCAUCUUCACGCUCUCGGCCAUGUCCGUGGACCGCUACGUGGCCAUCGUGCACUCCCGACGCUCCUCAGCCUUGCGUGUUUCCCGCAACGCGCUGCUGGGUGUGGGUCUCAUAUGGGCGCUCUCCUUCGCCAUGGCCUCCCCCGUGGCCCACCACCAGCGCCUCUUCCACCGCGAGGCCAGCAACCAGACCUUUUGCUGGGAGCACUGGCCCAGCCCACGCCACAAGAAGGUCUACGUGGUCUGCACAUUCGUCUUCGGCUAUCUGCUACCACUGCUGCUCAUCUCCUUCUGCUAUGCCAAGGUUCUUAAUCAUCUGCAUAAGAAGUUGAGAAAUAUGUCAAAGAAGUCAGAAGCGUCCAAGAAAAAGACAGCGCAGACUGUGUUGGUGGUGGUAGUGGUUUUUGGCAUCUCCUGGCUGCCGCAUCACGUGAUCCAUCUCUGGGCUGAAUUUGGAGUUUUCCCGCUGACUCAAGCCUCCUUUCUCUUCCGAGUAACUGCACACUGCCUGGCUUACAGCAAUUCUUCUGUGAACCCGAUUAUAUACGCAUUUCUCUCUGAAAAUUUUAGGAAGGCCUACAAACAAGUCUUCAAAUGCCAGAUAGGUAACGAGUCACCUCUGGAUGAUGCUAAGGAAAAUAGAAGUCGGAUAGAUACACCACCAUCUACCAACUGUACACACGUGUGAACUUUGAAAAGUCCUGUAUGUUG
Messenger RNA from Opisthocomus hoazin, 1086 nucleotides. RefSeq names its product galanin receptor 1 (gene GALR1). Gene Ontology annotation, molecular function: galanin receptor activity. The record is from RefSeq and is a predicted model, not a curated record. NCBI's taxonomy places the organism in Eukaryota, Metazoa, Chordata, Aves, Opisthocomiformes, Opisthocomidae. Gene Ontology annotation, cellular component: plasma membrane. Gene Ontology annotation, biological process: positive regulation of cytosolic calcium ion concentration; G protein-coupled receptor signaling pathway; negative regulation of adenylate cyclase activity.